AUGGACGACAAGUUCUACUCGGUCAUCUUUCCAGAUGUGCGGAAUUUCCGCCCCUUCACCCCUGACUCUCUGGAUGCAAUUGAUAAACGGAUUGCCAUCCAAAAAGAGAAAAAGAAGUCCAAAGAUAAGGGAGCCUCGGAACCAGAGCUUCGACCUCAGCUUGACCUAAAAGUCUCCAGGAAGUUGCCUAAACUCUAUGGUAACAUUCCCCGUGAGCUCAUAGGAAAGCCCCUGGAAGACUUGGAUCCCUUCUACAGAAAUCAUAAGACAUUUAUGGUGUUGAACAAAAAGAAAACCAUCUACCGCUUCAGUGCCAAGUGCUCCUUGUUCGUUUUUGGACCUUUCAAUCCUGUCAGAACUUUCACCAUCCGAGUCUUGGUGCAUUCAUUGUUUAGCAUGUUCAUCAUCUGCACGGUUGUUGUCAACUGUGUGUUCAUGGCUGCUGCCUCCAGUAAGGACAACAGUACAGACGCCAACAUUCCCGAGUUUAUCUUCACUGGCAUCUAUAUUUUUGAAGCAUUGAUAAAAAUAUUGGCAAGAGGCUUUAUUCUGGAUGAGUUUUCUUUCCUCCGAGAUCCUUGGAACUGGCUGGACUCCAUUGUCAUUGCAACAGCGUUUCCAUCAUAUUUCAUAAAAAAAGGUAUCAGCUUGUCACCCUUGCGGACUUUUCGCGUGUUCAGAGCUUUGAAAGCAAUUUCAGUAGUUUCAGGUCUAAAGGUCAUCGUUGGGGCCUUGCUCCGCUCGGUAAAGAAGCUCGUUGAUGUGAUGGUCUUGACCCUCUUUUGCCUGAGCAUCUUUGCCUUGGUGGGUCAGCAGUUCUUCAUGGGAAGUCUGAACCACAAAUGUGUCAGGAAGAGCUGCGUGACGGCGAAUAUUAGUGACUAUAAAGGUGAGUGCUUUGAAAAGAAAGAUUCCUCUUCUGAAGACAGAUUGUGCGGCUUGUGGAAUAGCAAUGCCUGUUCGGAAAAUUAUGAGUGUGUGUCCACUCCAGACAAUCCUGACUAUAACUAUACGAAUUUUGACAACUUUGGCUGGUCCUUUCUUGCCAUGUUCCGGCUGAUGACUCAAGAUUCCUGGGAGAAGCUUUAUCAACAGACCCUGCGCACAAAUGGACUCUUCUCAGUCUUCUUCUUCAUCGUGGUCAUCUUCCUGGGCUCUUUCUACCUGAUUAACUUAACCCUGGCUGUUGUCACGAUGGCUUAUGAGGAGCAGAACAGGAACGUAGCUGCUGAGACAGAGGCCAAGGAGAAGAUGUUCCAAGAAGCCCAGCAGCUGUUAAGGGAAGAGAAAGAGGCUCUGGUUGCCAUGGGAAUUGACAGAAGUUCACUUAAUUCCCUUGAAACAUCAUCUUUUUCACCAAAGAAGAGAAAAUUAUUUGGUAACAAGCAAAGGAAGUCUUUCUUUGUUAAAAAAUCUAGAAAAGACAAGGCUUCAGGCUCAGAUUCUGAUGAAGAGGUGAAGAAGAAGCCACACCUCCUCGAGCAAACGAAACGACUGUCCCAGAAUCUGUCAUUGGACCACUCGGAUGAGCAAGGAGACCCCUUCCAGAGGCAGAGGGCCCUGAGUGCUGUAAGCAUCCUCACCAUCACAAUGCAGGAACAUGAAAAAGCACAGGAACCUUGCCUUCCGUGUGGGGAAAGCCUCGCCUCCAAAUACCUCAUCUGGGACUGCUGUCCUCUGUGGAUACGCAUCAAGACAGCGCUGAGAGCUGUGAUGACUGAUCCUUUUACCGAGCUGGCCAUCACAAUCUGCAUCAUAGUCAACACCAUCUUCUUGGCCAUGGAGCAUCACAACAUGAACAAAGACUUCAAGAAUGUGUUGCUUAUAGGCAAUCAGGUUUUCAGUGGCAUUUUUAUAGCAGAAAUGUGCUUAAAAAUCAUUGCGCUCGAUCCCUACCACUAUUUCCGCCGAGGCUGGAACAUCUUUGACUGCGUCGUGGCUCUUCUGAGCUUUGCCGAUGUGCUGGCGAACGAGGCCUGUGGAGGCAAGUCAUGCUGGCCCUACUUCCGGGCUUCCAGAGUGCUAAGGGUCUUCAAGUUAGCGAAGUCCUGGCCAACGUUAAACACACUGAUUAAGAUCAUUGGCCACUCUGUUGGCGCCCUCGGGAACCUGACAGUGGUCCUGGCCAUUGUUGUCUUCAUUUUCUCAGUCGUCGGCAUGCAGCUUUUCGGCUCCCACUUCAAUUCUACCAAGACUAAAGACCCGUGUGACGCAGAGCCGUGUACCCUGCCCCGACGCUGGCACAUGGAGGAUUUCCACCACUCCUUCCUGGUGGUCUUCCGGAUCCUCUGCGGAGAAUGGAUCGAAAACAUGUGGGAGUGCAUGCAGUCCUCUGACAAGAAAUACCUGUGUGUCAUUGUCUUUCUACUGAUCAUGGUGAUUGGAAAACUUGUGGUACUUAAUCUCUUUAUUGCCCUGCUACUUAAUUCCUUCAGCAACGAGGAGCGAUAUGGAAACUCAGAAGGCGGGGCCAAGAAAACGAAAGUCCAGCUGGCCCUGGAUCGAUUCUACAAAGCUUUCUCCUUUGUCGUGCACACAAUUAGACAAGUUCACUGCAAGUGUGGGAAGCAAUAUUCACCAAAGCAAAAAGAAGUUACAGGAGGCCCUCCUUCCCAGAGGAAAAAUAUCAUUCCACUGGCCAUAGAGAUUAAAAGGGGCCCUGGGACCUUGGAGGAGUCUGGGGCAUUGAGCUCUGCACCAAAGGCAGUGGGUGAUGGGCAUGCGCGGACUUGGCUGGCCCCACUUGCAGAAGAAGAAUAUGAUAUUGUGUCACCUGAUGAAGAAGAUACACAACCUGAGUCUGGAAAACGGGCCUAUGAACUUCAUCAAGAACUCAAGCGACCUCCCAAGGCCGAAUUUCCAAGUGUAGAAAUGGACGUCUUUUCUGAAGAUGAUGAUCUAAGAGCACACUGCCCCCGAAAGAAGUCGGACACCACCAGCGUGCUGUCGGAGUGUAGCACUGUGGAUCUGACAGAUCCCUUUAGGAGGGAAUCUGAAAUGGUUCCCAAAAAGCAACCAGAGAGAUGUUUGCCCAAAGGUCUGGCUUGGUGCUUCCCGUGCUGUGGCUUGGCCAAGAGAACGUCCUCCUGGGUCACGUGGUGGAACCUGCGGAAAACCUGCUACCAAAUAGUGAAGCACAGCUGGUUUGAGAGCUUUAUUAUCUUUGUGAUUCUGCUGAGCAGUGGGGCGCUGAUAUUUGAAGAUAUUCACAUUGAUAACCGACCCCAAAUCCAAACAUUGCUUAAUUUUAUGGACUAUGUUUUCACAAACAUUUUUAUUCUGGAGAUGGGUCUGAAAUGGGUGGCCUUUGGAUUUAAGGUUUAUUUCACCAGCGUCUGGUGCUGGCUGGACUUCUUAAUUGUGAUUGUCUCUGUGACCAGUCUCGUCAAUCUUCAAAACUCCACAAUCUUCAAAUCAUUCCGGAUCCUACGAGCCUUCAGACCCCUUCGAGCACUGUCCCAGUUUGAAGGAAUGAAGGUGGUGGUCAGCGCUCUCAUUGGGGCCAUUCCUGCCAUUGUGAAUGUUUUGCUAGUCUGCCUCAUCUUCUGGCUCAUCUUUUGCAUUCUGGGAGUAAACAUCUUCUCUGGGAAGUUUGGAAAAUGCAUUAAUAAUACAGAUAAAAGCUCAGACGUUAAUUAUGUCAACAUUACAAACCGAAGUCAAUGCAUCAACGCCGGCAAGCCAUACUGUUGGACCUACCUCGAAGUGAACUUUGACAACGUGCCGAUGGCUUACCUCGCUCUGCUGCAAGUGGCAACAUUUAAGGGCUGGACAGAUAUUAUGUAUGCAGCUGUUGAUUCCAGAGAGCCAAAUGAACAGCCAAGGUUUGAGGACAAUAAAUUCAUGUACCUCUACUUUGUCAUUUUUAUCAUCUUUGGAUCAUUCUUCACCCUGAAUCUCUUUAUUGGUGUUAUUAUUGACAACUUCAACCAGCAGCAGAGAAAGAUAAGCGGCCAAGACAUUUUUAUGACGGAAGAACAGAAGAAGUACUACAAUGCAAUGAAAAAAUUGGGAUCCAAGAAACCUCAGAAACCUAUUCCAAGGCCACAGAACAAAUGCCAAGGCCUCGUGUUCGACCUCGUCACAAGCCAAUUCUUUGACAUUCUCAUCAUAAGUCUCAUUAUCCUCAACAUGAUCACCAUGAUGGCUGAAACCCACAACCAGUCAAAGGAACAAGCCGAGAUCUUGGAGACUCUCAACACAGCCUUUGUGGUGGUCUUUUUAACGGAGUGUCUCAUCAAAAUCUUUGCUUUGAGACAAUACUACUUCACCAAUGGCUGGAAUUUAUUUGAUUGUGUUGUCGUGGUUCUUUCUGUUGUUAGUACAAUGAUCUCUGCCUUGUCAAAACUUGACAGCAUUCCGUUUCCUCCAACACUCUUCCGGAUUGUCCGCUUGGCUCGGAUAGGCCGCAUCCUGAGACUCGUUCGCGCGGCGCGAGGAAUUAGGACUCUCCUUUUUGCUUUGAUGAUGUCCCUCCCAUCUCUAUUCAACAUCGGGCUUCUGCUUUUUCUCGUUAUGUUUAUCUAUGCCAUUUUUGGCAUGAACUGUUUUUCCAAAGUAGAUGGAAUGGACGACAUAUUCAACUUCAAAACCUUUGCCAGCAGCAUGCUGUGUCUCUUCCAGAUAACCACAUCAGCGGGCUGGGACGGCCUUCUCAGACCCAUGCUGCAAACGAACAACUCGUGUGGCCCCUCUGCAGAGACCCAUCCCCUCUCUGGCAUAGCCAUAACCUACUUCGUCACCUACAUCAUCAUCUCUUUCCUCAUCGUUGUGAACAUGUACAUCGCUGUCAUUUUAGAGAACUUCAACACAGCCACUGAGGAAAGUGAGGACCCUUUGAGUGAAGACGACUUUGAGAUAUUCUACGAAAUCUGGGAAAAGUUUGAUCCAGAAGCAACACAGUUUAUCAACUAUUCUGUCCUUUCUGACUUUGCUGACACGCUACCAGAGCCUUUGCGUGUGGCAAAGCCAAAUAAAUAUCAAUUCCUGAUGAUGGAUUUGCCCAUGGUAAGUGGGGAUCGCCUCCACUGCAUGGAUAUUCUCUUUGCUUUCACCACUAAGGUGCUGGGUGACUCUGACGGCCUUGAUAGCAUGAAAGCGAUGAUGGAGGAGAAGUUCAUGGAAGCCAACCCUUUCAAGAAGUUAUAUGAGCCCAUAGUCACCACCACCAAGAGGAAAGAGGAAGAAAGAUGUGCUGCCAUCAUCCAAAAGGCCUUUAGAAAUUACAUGGUGAAGGUGACCAAGGGUGAUUUACCGCUGCAGAGACUGUGCAAUGGAGAUGUGCCCAACUCUGUGGUAACUGAGGGCAAGGUGCAUUAUGAUUGA
This is a messenger RNA of Elephantulus edwardii (Cape elephant shrew), 5325 nucleotides long. It is a transcript of the gene SCN11A, whose product is annotated as sodium channel, voltage-gated, type XI, alpha subunit. The record is from RefSeq and is a predicted model, not a curated record. Gene Ontology annotation, molecular function: voltage-gated sodium channel activity. NCBI's taxonomy places the organism in Eukaryota, Metazoa, Chordata, Mammalia, Macroscelidea, Macroscelididae. Gene Ontology annotation, cellular component: voltage-gated sodium channel complex; axon; plasma membrane. The coding region runs from base 1 to 5325 and encodes 1774 amino acids. Gene Ontology annotation, biological process: membrane depolarization during action potential; sodium ion transmembrane transport; neuronal action potential. The transcript has 26 exons.